This is a messenger RNA of Drosophila mojavensis, 684 nucleotides long. RefSeq lists its product as uncharacterized. NCBI's taxonomy places the organism in Eukaryota, Metazoa, Arthropoda, Insecta, Diptera, Drosophilidae. The record is from RefSeq and is a predicted model, not a curated record. The coding region runs from base 67 to 576 and encodes 169 amino acids. The transcript is spliced from 2 exons.
AUUAGUCUCUCUGAAACUACUACGACUGAGCCCAACUCAGAACAAAACGAAUCGAAUCACCUUAAAAUGAAAUUCGCAAUUGUUUUACUCGUCGCCAGCGUCGCUUGCAUCAAUGCCCAGGCCUUUGGUCCCUUUGCGGGUGCCAAUCCUUUCGCGGCUGCAUUUAAUCCGUAUCUGAAUGGAGUUUUUGGUGGAGCUGCGCCCGGAGCGGGUGCCGUUGUCGGUGGAGCUCCGGCCGGACCUGCUGCAGUCGUACCACCAGCGGCAGCGCCUUUUGGCGGCUUCUCUGUCUCCUCCUUCUUCCAGUCCAUAGUGCUGCAGAAGGAGGCAGAUCGUCUGCUCAACCAGCCCAAUUUCCCCGCCGACUUGUCCGAGCGCGUCCUCGAUGUGCUGGCCAAUGCCGAGCUCGCGUUCGCCAACUGCAAUACCGCGACGCUGCCCUGGCUGCAGAUCCGUUGCGUCAAGCCCGCCCUGACCACCGCCAAGAACGAUCUGAAGCUCAUCGAUGACGAGUGGCAGGCACGUCUGGCUGCCACCACUGCAGCCGCAGUAGCAGCCGGCCCAGUCCAGAUCUAAGACGACUCAAUUGGAAUCACCCGAACAACAACAAACAAACAUACUUUAAGUGCAAUACACCAGCAUAGAUUCGAUAUACUUUAAAUAAACCUUUUUCAAAGCACCCAA